UCUGUUCUGAUGCUUGUGUUAUUCUGUUCUCCAACUAACUGAAGGAAUUAACAUGUCAGCAAUGAUGCCCACAGGACUUAUCCAACUGCCACUGCCACUGUGUCCAGACCCGAUGGACCUGCUCCUCUGAAAGCCACAGUGAAGGCACCGCUGCCGGUCCCUCCUCAGCUGCUCGCAAUUGCCCCAAAGCUCGGGAUAGAAGAGCAGGCGCCAAAUGUGUUGAGACAAAAUUCAUCCCCACAUAAUAUAGCCCCUGUGGAAGCGCAGGGAGACACUGUCCUCGAUGAAGCUCUGACUUGCCCAGUGCCUCCUGUCCCCUUAGCAGCACCACACCAGCCUGCAGCCUCUGUUCCGGGCUAUAGUGAGGAUGUUGCCCACUGGAACUGCUCGCACCAGCAGCAGAUUUGGAUGAAGAUUGAGUUGGACACAUUGGGUCUGUGGCCAGGUUCACGUCCAGUGAGACACCUAAUGAACAUGUUGUCCCUGUGGCGUUAUCCGCCUCAGCCUGAGCUCAUAGACUCAAUCUCUGACCUGCCUUCACCCAAGUACUAUCAGCUUCAUCCAUAUUUUAUUUGGAAGCCAGAGCACGCGAUCAUGGAGAGGGUGAGAAACAACUUUGUCUUGCCCUGUCUCUAUGGUUGUCCGAACCCUCAGGUCGUUUCUUCUGGCAUUGGAAGGCCAAGAGUCAUCCUUGGGACAAGCGGCCAGUACUAUAUUUUAGCUUCGCGACUCACCUGCAAGGUCUGCAAAAAGUACUGGCAUGCUGACAAGCCCCAGUGGCUGGAGAAGCUACCCCAGCGCAUCAGCAACAUCGUGCCGGCCUUCCUGACGCACAAAAAGGCCGUCUGCAAAUCUGUACUGGAUGAGAUGAGGCGCAGCGGCAGAUCCCCAGAGGACAUGUCCAAGCAGCUGACGGAGGCGCUCAAUCUCAAAUAUGAGAGAGCUCACCUGGCCUACCUGCUGUGUGUGCAGAAUGUCAGGGAUGCUGAGGCAGGAGUCUACGGCCAAAGGACCAUCACUGGGUUCCUCAGACAGGAAGAUACUCCGGCUCCAUUUGGUGGAUACUCGGACGGUGAUGGCUGGUGUGGAGUUUCUGUCUCUUCCCACUACCUGGUGGAGUGCCUGGUCCGUGAGUAUCAGCGGCAGGAGGAGCUCCUUACUCUGCUGCUUCAGGGGACCUUUGGACAGGCCCUGAGGUCUGAUCACACUCGCAGAGUGGCUAGGAAGGUUGUGCUGUCGUCUGGCACCAUGUCUUCCUAUGCCAUCAUGAAUGAGAACUGGAUGAUCCUGAGCUGGGUGAUGCUGCAGUCAGAGUGUGAUAGGUCCCUUAACCCGUUGUAUGAGGGUCUGUCUCAACGCUACACUGUGGCUGGAGUGGAGAAGGCACGCUACCAGUGGGUGGACAGGGACUGCUGCGCUGCCUUCAAGGUCCUUCAACCUGGGGCUCAGGAGCACUUGUGGGACAGCUGGAGGACCACAGAUGCUAUCCUGGCAGAGGCCACCUCUGGAAAUCUCAAGAACAUUUGCGCAUCAAGGAACAAGUUUAACAAAGACAUUAUUGUCAAGUUGGACUUGUUUCAUUGUAUGCGGCGGUUUACCAGGGAGUGUGUCUCCGAGCAUCAUUCGUUGUACAGCUCCUUCUGCCAGUUCCUCUCAGCAGCGUUCGUUGUGGUGGACCACAGCGAUCUCCAGAAGCUGAAGGAGGCGUACACGUUCUGCAGAAUUUCUCCUGCUAACCCCACAAAGCAGCACAUAAGAGAGCACUGCAGGACAAAGGUGCCACAGCCAAUGGAACUGCUGCAAAGAGUGGAAGACGUCCUCCAUCACUAUUACAUGGCAAAGGAUGCCAAUGAUUUGCUCCUUUUCAAAGACUCAAUGUUAAAGGUGUGGAGGAUCCAGCGCAUCCACAUCCUCCGAGGCUGCCUGAGCGACCCUGAAGUGGGAGAGGGAAUCCUCUACAGGUAUGGUGGCACCCUGCAGCUGAAUUACAACAAGGGUGAGGGAGCUGCCGUGCCUGUGUGGAUCCCUGUGAGAGGCACCUCUCAGCAGGAGGGUUUCCACGGACACCAAGCCCAAUGGGUGACAGGCAACCGGGUGUCCUGUGAACUAUUCCAGGCCCAAGCUAUGACUGGAGUUGUGCGUUGGAACUACCAGAGGCUGGUGGACCUGAAACAACCAGAUGUGGAGCUGCCAGCCGUGUUUGACCCCCGGUUGAUUUCAGAGCUUAACACCAUCUCUGUAAAAGUGACAGGAAGGUCCAAAUACCCAGCACUGCAGCUCUCCAACAGGGACACGGGGGAGAGAUUUGGACUGCAGUACGUGGAGCCAGGCUGUCGUCCUGUUGUUUUGAACUGGGACAAGAACAGGGCACAGCCAAACAACCCAGCGGCAGUAGCCAUGGAGACAGAGCAUCAUUGCCCUGCCCCUACUGUUGUAGUGGGCACAGACUCUCAGGAAUCCUGUGCUGCUCCAGUUGGGGCAGUGCCAAUUCUGUCUUCCAGUUCCCGGCAGUCCUCUGAUGUUGUGACCAAGUCCCUGCUGCCUUUGACACAAGCCUCUGCCACACAAAAACCAGAGCCUUUGAUAGAUACAGACUUGACAGGGGUAGCACCGCUGCCUCAGUCCUCCUCUCCUCGAGCCACCCGCACUGGACCAAUUAAAACUGGUGGCCUCAUUCAAGUCUUGGACCAUGGUCGGUGGACAGAACCCAUGAAAGCUGCCAUCGACGAGCUUCUGGUAAACCACCGUGGUGCCAAAGAUGUCCUGAAGCGGGUGGAUGCGGACUACGCUGCCAUGGUCCAGAGGGGAUGCACAGACCGGAACAGCCUCCUUCACCCGACCACAGUCCAACAUAUCUCACGAUAUGUGAAACAUCUGGCAAAAUUAAAAAACACCAGCUCUUCCCUCAACACAUCCCCAGAAAAGAUCUUAGAGACACAGCAGCUGUGGCAUAGUUUGACCUCAGGUAGCCAAACUAUCAGUGUGCCUGUCAUAACUCUGCCACCUGCCAUAUGCAACCCUCCAGCUGUGGCUCCCAGACAGGAGGACUCACUGAGCAGGGCUUCAGUGGAGAAGAUUGUGUCAGACGUCCUGGCAAAACAACAGCAGCAGCAUCAGCAGCAGCAGCAGCAACAACAGCCUCAGAAAAAGACGCUGAUGAGAAACUGUUUAGCCUGCGGUCAGCCUAAAUCCAGAUAUCUUGGGGAUGGCUCUUCAGUUCAUUUUUUUUACCAGUCAAAAACGGUAAAAUACUUUUACUGCUCCACCAAGGUCUUUCAGACCUAUGCUAAAGAAGGCCUCAAAGACACCAGGAUGUCUUUUGAGAACUUUGCUGCAACUGCGUUUUUUGAGCGAGAGCUGGAGGCUGCCAGACAGAGGGGGGCAGAGUGGAGAAAGGUUGCAGAGGAGAGAGGGAAGAGGAAGGCAGCUGUGCAGCUGCCAACAGGCCGUCUCUGCAGGAUUUGUCACCAACCCCUGAAGCAGGGUCCCAACAGCCCUCAUAUCCAUGCAUACUUCCCAGGGGUUUCAGGGAACUACAUCUACUGCCCCUCCAGAGUCUUCUCCUUAUAUAAUGCACAGGGCAUGGAGAAGGAGAUGACGUGGCCGGACUUCCAGCAGUCGGACUUCUAUGAUGCUGAAAGGGACAGAUGGAUUGCAGACAAAAGGAAGCCCUAACCUACCCUCACAUACACACAUGCACACGCCACUUCCUGGGUCUACUAAGUUGCAUACUAACAUACAAACUAAGACGUUUUGCCUGCAACACAAACGAGACCCCUAAACUAUCAGCCUUUUCACCAGUCCUGCCAAUCCUGCCAAUAACAAAACAGUUUUGGUUAAUGCCCUCAAAAUCUGAUUGUUCUCUCUGUAUUGUGUUUUCAGUGUUUUUUAUAUAUUUGUUGUUCUAUUUUUAAUAUUUCUGUUUUUGAAUAAAUGAUCUUGAAUGCA
Molecule: messenger RNA, 3948 nt
Organism: Gymnodraco acuticeps
Lineage: Eukaryota; Metazoa; Chordata; Actinopteri; Perciformes; Bathydraconidae
Exons: 8
Coding region: 409-3675 (1088 amino acids)
Source: RefSeq, a predicted model, not a curated record